Messenger RNA from Phalaenopsis equestris, 2874 nucleotides. Its product is annotated as DNA repair helicase XPD. The record is from RefSeq and is a predicted model, not a curated record. NCBI's taxonomy places the organism in Eukaryota, Viridiplantae, Streptophyta, Magnoliopsida, Asparagales, Orchidaceae. Gene Ontology annotation, biological process: positive regulation of mitotic recombination; nucleotide-excision repair; transcription by RNA polymerase II. The transcript has 12 exons. The coding region runs from base 455 to 2752 and encodes 765 amino acids. Gene Ontology annotation, molecular function: damaged DNA binding; ATP binding; DNA helicase activity. Gene Ontology annotation, cellular component: nucleus.
UCCAUGAUUUACGGCAGAAGGGGGGGAGACGGGAUUUAAGAGAGUUUAGCAUCUGGGAGCCGCAGGGUCGUCGAUUCGGGCGAAGCUUCAAAUCUCCGGCGCCCAAUUUGGUGAGGUACAUACUCCUGCCUGCCGCUGAGCUUCGCUGGCUGCACUGACAGCCUCCGUCAUUUCAGCUUCUUUAGCGGCACCAAGUAGGAUGCCAGCUUAGUGAUGGGCGAUUUUCUGGAGCAUGACUCAUUUAUCAGAAGGAUAUUGCUCCGAACGAGGCAUAGUCGCUACAUUUAUUAAGAUAUUGAGGCCUAUAUUGACGAAUUUUCAUUUCAUGCAUUUGAAAAAUUAUUUCUCUAAAGAGAAGCUUUUGAGAAGGAAGAUCAAGAGAAAUUGCAUUUAGCCUGAAGAACAGGCAAACAGGUUUUGUUGGCAACAUUAUUAUUGAGGGAAUAGGAAUAAGAUGAAGUUCCAUAUUGAGGAGGUGGUUGUGUACUUCCCUUAUGAUUACAUCUACCCUGAGCAGUAUGAGUACAUGGUGGAGCUAAAGCGAGCUUUGGAUGCUCGAGGCCAUUGCUUGUUGGAGAUGCCGACUGGUACUGGCAAGACUAUUGCCCUUCUAUCCCUCAUUACUUCAUAUGCUCUUGCACACCCUUCCUCUCCCCUUAAGCUCAUCUACUGCACUCGUACAGUUCAUGAGAUGGAAAAGACUCUUGCUGAGCUUCGAGUUUUGUACUCCUAUCUACCCCCCUCUUCCUCUCUUCUUGCUCUUGGUUUGUCCUCUCGCAAGAAUCUUUGUAUCAACCCUGAUGUUCUCUCAGCUUCCUCUCGUGACUCAGUUGACUCUGCAUGUCGUCGCCUUACUGCUAGUUGGGUUCGUGCACUUGCUGCUGAUAGGGAGGAAUAUAACGAUAGAAACUCAUUGCAACGCUCAGGUGCUAUCUCUACUUGCCCUUUCUUCGAGUCUUAUGAUAGGGCCUCUCGUGAUGCCAUCCUCCUUCCCUCAGGAGUUUAUACUCUUGAGGACCUCCGUGCAUUUGGUCGUGAUCGGAAAUGGUGCCCUUACUUUCUUGCUCGCAAUAUGGUUCGAUAUGCCAAUAUUAUUGUUUAUAGCUACCAAUACUUGCUUGAUCCUAAGGUUGCCAACAUCAUCUCCAAAGAGAUGCAAAGGGAGUGUGUUGUUGUUUUUGAUGAGGCUCACAACAUUGACAAUGUCUGCAUUGAGGCUCUUAGUGUAAGCAUUCGAAAACAAACGCUUGAUGGGGCCACUAGGAACCUCAGCCGCAUUGCUCAAGAGAUUGACAGGUUCAAGGCCACAGAUGCUGGUCGGUUACGGGAAGAAUACAAUAGGCUGGUUGAAGGUUUGGCACAACGAGGAAACCUUCCUAUGACUGAUACUUGGCUCGCAAAUCCUGCCUUGCCUGAUGAUAUUUUAAGGGAAGCAGUGCCCGGAAAUAUCCGAAAAGCUGAGCAUUUUUUAGCUGUUUUAAGAAGGCUGGUGCAAUAUUUAAAAGGGCGUUUGCAAGUUGAGAGUGUGGAGACAGAAGUACCUGUUGCUUUUGUUGCUUCAAUAAAUGGACAAGCUGGAAUUGAUCAGAAAAUGCUAAGAUUCUGCUACGAUAGGCUGCAUUCCCUAAUGCUUACUCUUGAAAUAACUGACACAGAUGAGUUUCUGCACAUUCAAACUGUUUGUGAUUUCGCAACAUUGGUUGGUACAUAUACCAGGGGGUUUUCUAUAAUCAUUGAACCUUUUGAUGAGAGAAUGCCCCACAUACCAGAUCCUGUUUUACAGCUUAGCUGUCAUGAUGCAUCACUUGCCAUAAAACCUGUAUUUGAUCGUUUCCAGUCUGUGAUAAUAACAUCUGGGACCUUAAGCCCUAUCGAUCUAUAUCCCCGUCUUUUGAAUUUUAACCCCGUCAUAAGUCGGAGUUUUACAAUGUCCUUGACCAGGGAUUGUAUAUGUCCAAUGGUUCUAACACGUGGGAGUGAUCAGUUGCCUGUGAGUACGAAGUUUGACAUGCGCAGUGAUCCUGGUGUUGUGAGGAACUAUGGACGGCUCCUAUUGGAAAUGGUUGCUGCCGUCCCAGAUGGCAUUGUUUGCUUCUUUGUUAGUUACUCCUAUAUGGAUGGCAUUGUAAACAGUUGGAAUGAGAUGGGCAUCUUACAGGAUAUCAUGCAGCAUAAGCUUGUAUUUAUUGAAACCCAGGAUGUAGUAGAGACUACUUUGGCCCUUGACAACUACCGAAGGGCAUGUGAUUGUGGUAGAGGUGCUGUUUUCUUUUCAGUUGCCAGGGGUAAAGUGGCUGAAGGCAUCGACUUUGAUAGACAUUAUGGCAGACUUGUGAUCAUGUUUGGUGUCCCUUUCCAGUAUACUCUUAGCAGAAUCCUGAUUGCUCGAUUAGAGUAUUUGCGUGACACAUUUCAAAUUAAGGAGGGUGAUUUCCUGACGUUUGAUGCCUUGAGGCAAGCCGCUCAAUGUGUAGGCCGUGUAAUUCGCUCAAAAGCAGACUAUGGAAUGAUGAUAUUUGCUGAUAAAAGAUAUAGCCGGCAUGACAAGCGUUCAAAAUUACCGAGUUGGAUUUUGUCACAUCUGCGUGAUGCACACCUCAACCUCAGCACAGACAUGGCUCUGCACAUCGCACGUGAGUUCUUGAGGAGAAUGGCGCAGCCUUAUGACAAGGCAGGUGGCGGCGGCAAGAAGACCCUUUUAUCGCAAGACGAUCUGGAGAAAAUGGUCCCCAGCACUAUGGACAUGUUCUGAAAAAAUCAUCAUAUAUUCCGUCGAAGAUCAUAGCAGGAAAUGGUUUGUUUAUCGAAUAAAUGCUGUUAUAACUUGCUUUUUUUUUCUUUUUUUAUUUCCCAGCAUUUUUUUAUCAUUUUUAG